UAUGUGAGGUUAUGUUGUUUUGUGUAUUGUUGUAGUUUGUUUGUUGUAAAUAUUUAAAUGCAUUUCUAAAAUAAUAUUGACAUAAUUAAUUAAAAAUAAAUCUAUUUGCUAAUAUGGCUGGGCAAGGACACCAAUUCCCUGGGAACUUUCAGGGCAAUACCGGGCCCAUGAGAUCUGGAUUUGGUAGUGGGCCCAUGGGUGGUCAGAUGCAAGGAAUGCCAAAUCAAUUAGCUGGUGUGAUGGGAGGUCCGAUGGGGAAUCCUGGGGGUAUGGUGGGGAUGGGCAACCAAAUGGUACCACCUUAUGGAGCAGCCAUGCAGAACCAAAUGGGGAACAUGGGAAUGGCACCACAGGGAAUGGGUGUAGGAGUAGGUGGAACACCGGGAGGUGGCCUAGGACCACAACAGGUUCAACAACAAGGGGGGAUGCCGGCAGCGAGCGCGGUGACGGGCGCGGCGCCGUCCCCCGCGCCGCCCGCCGCCGCGCCGCCCGCGCAGCCCAAGGAGUUCAACACGGCUUCCUUGUGCAAAUUCGGCCAAGAGACAGUUCAAGAUAUAGUUAGCAGAACGCAAGAUGUUUUUCAAACACUAAAAGCUAUACAGCCGCCCAACGGAACUCCUCACGGGGAGAACGCUAGCAACGAUAAGAAGGCAAAGAUGCAGGAACAACUGAGGACCAUCAGGCUGUUGUUCAAAAGGCUCAGGCUUAUCUACGAGAAGUGCAAUGAAACAUGCCAGGGCAUGGAGUACACUCAUAUGGAAAGCCUGAUCCCUUUGAAGGACGAGGCCGAAAACAAAACGUUGGACGAGAGGAGAAAUACAGAGUCCUACAGGCUCGCUUUAGAAGAAAACCGGGAACUUACUGAACAGGUGGUGUUAAAAAAUAAGCAGUUGAAGGAAGUGAUAACUAAUUUAAGAACAAUAAUUUGGGAAAUAAACGUGAUGCUAACAAUGAGGAGGUCGUAGAAGUUAGUUAUUGAAAUAGUGUAAUGAUUUAGUGAAUUGCCAAUCGGUGGACGAUCUUGUGAUGAUUAAAAUGAAAAAGACACAGUUCAGAAAGGGUUUUCUCGGCGCCAACCUUAUUUUUUUUAGAUUUGAACAUCUUUGCAUAAUAAUCUUGCCUUCUCCUUGAAAGAGUUAAGAUAUGUACUGUUACGUCAUGUAUUUUUACUUCGAGUAAACAUAUUCUAUUCCAUUUGUUAUAUUAUGGUUACUUGUUUGAGUUAUUUUAAUAAUAAACUUGGUAAGCAAAGUCCUUUUUUGAUCUGGAAUUCUUUUACAGAACAAAGUAUAGUUUUCUAUGUAAUUAAAUAUAAGAGAACGUUUAAUUUAAUUAUAUGUAUAUACAUAUAUAAAAACGAUGCAUUAUCCUUAUUUUUGUUCUUUAAUACUUUCUCGUAUUUUAUCUAAGACGUAAUAGUAACAUCCUUGUCUUAUCUUCCCGGUUUUUGGUUGUAUUAUAGACCAGAUUAACGUAAAAGAUGAUCUCUUGACAUAAAGUUAUUUUUAUUUUAUAAGCAAUUGAAUGUACAAUAAAUUAUUUUGAUGUUUAUACUUUGUGAGCUAUCGCCCUUCCAAUUGAUGUAUUUAAAAAUAAACAUAUUUGUUUAUUA
This is a messenger RNA of Amyelois transitella, 1612 nucleotides long. It is a transcript of the gene MED30, whose product is annotated as mediator of RNA polymerase II transcription subunit 30. Gene Ontology annotation, cellular component: mediator complex. Gene Ontology annotation, biological process: positive regulation of DNA-templated transcription. Lineage: Eukaryota; Metazoa; Arthropoda; Insecta; Lepidoptera; Pyralidae. Bases 114 to 965 code for a protein of 283 amino acids. The record is from RefSeq and is a predicted model, not a curated record. Gene Ontology annotation, molecular function: transcription coregulator activity. The transcript is spliced from 8 exons.